Messenger RNA from Alligator sinensis (Chinese alligator), 2840 nucleotides. RefSeq names its product solute carrier family 25 member 40 (gene SLC25A40). The transcript is spliced from 10 exons. NCBI's taxonomy places the organism in Eukaryota, Metazoa, Chordata, Crocodylia, Alligatoridae. The record is from RefSeq and is a predicted model, not a curated record. Bases 22 to 1038 code for a protein of 338 amino acids. Gene Ontology annotation, biological process: mitochondrial transmembrane transport.
UGUUUCUCUCAGAAGAAAAUUAUGGCUAACAAAAAGAAUGAAAAUGGAUUAUAUCCAAUUUCCCCUUUUCAGCAAGCAGUUGCUUCUUGUUGUGGAGCUACUAUUACAUCACUCUUGGUGACACCUUUGGAUGUUGUAAAAAUUCGGCUACAAGUCCAAAGUAAUCCAUUAACCAAAGGAAAAUGCUUUAUCUACUCCAGUGGCCUUAUGGAUCAUGUAUGUGUCUGUGAGAAUGGGAACACCAAAGCAUGGUAUAAGAAACCUGGCCAUUUCAAAGGGAUGUUGGAUGCUUUUGUGAAAAUUGUUCGAAUGGAGGGCAUUAAAUCACUGUGGAGUGGACUUCCUCCAACACUAAUGAUGGCACUUCCAACCACAGUAAUUUAUUUUACUUGCUAUGAUCAACUAAGUGAAGCUUUAGGAGCUACAUUAGGAAAAGGUGACUUCAUUCCAAUUCUGGCUGGCUCCUUAAGCAGAUUGGGUUCAGUAACUGUAAUAAGUCCCCUGGAGUUGGUUAGAACUAAACUUCAGGCUCGCCAGUUAUCUUACAGGCAAUUACAUGUGUGCAUCAGUAACACAAUAGCCAAAGAUGGCUGGCUUUCUUUGUGGAGAGGCUGGGGUCCUACUGUUCUUAGAGAUGUUCCUUUCUCAGCAAUGUACUGGUACAACUAUGAACACCUCAAGGAGGGGCUGUGCAAGAGAUAUGACAUGCAUGAACCAACAUUUAUGAUGUGUUUUGCAUCAGGGGCUAUAUCUGGAUCUAUUGCAGCUCUUUUAACUUUACCUUUUGAUGUGGUGAAAACACACAAGCAGACUCAACUUUGGGAAUGCGAGACCUUAAAUAUAUCACAGAGGAAGUCUGCAUCAACUUGGACAGUAAUGAAGAAAAUUGUUGCUGAAAGUGGGUUUACUGGAUUAUUUGCUGGUGUUAUUCCCCGGUUGAUUAAAGUUGCUCCUGCUUGCGCCAUCAUGAUCAGCACAUAUGAAUAUGGGAAGGCCUUCUUUCGUAAAUUAAAUAAGAAACAAAUGGAAAACAAUUAAUACAGUCUCUCAAGAUUGCAACCACAACCUAGCUGUACAAUGUGAGCUGUGCCAAGUUUGACUUAUGUCUAAGAUUCAAAUAUUCCAAAGUAACUGAAUUAAAAUUCGGCCAGGAUGUUCAGCAACCAGGCAAAACUCCAUUUGCUUAGAUUUUCAUCAGAGCUAAAUUUGGUCCUGUUUCAGAAUUUAAGAAUGCGUGAGAACAAUGUCUUCUGUGUCAUCAUUUAAACUAUCCUGUGAAUUCUCCAAGAGAGAACAAAGUCUAAGGAAGCAAGCUGAUUGUUUUACAAGCCAUCUUUAGAGCCACCUAAGGGGGAAAAAUUAAGAUUGGUCAGAGUACUGAAAUAAUAUAUGCAGACGCUCUUAAAGGGGGAAAAAAAUCUGUCAGUGGAUGCAAGACUGGUACAGAAUAUGAUCAUUUCUGGCUUGCAUUUUUGUAUUUCACCAAGCAACCGCUGUUAGAUGUAGUUAUGCUCUGAAUCUAUUAGGAUUGGCAGUAUGUAAACACAGAAAAGGACAAGUCCUUUCCUGUUUAAUCAUGUACUUAGAAAUGUUUAAAUGGUCUCUUCAAACAGGGCUUUUCUUCCAAAAAUAAUGUGAAGUAUUUCCUCAGUGUUUGAGUGGAACUGUGUGGAAGAAGUUACCACUAGGUAGCCUUAAAACAGAGCCCUAGGAAUGUUUCAGACAGACACAGCAUGCAUACAGUUUGAAAAUUGUUAAGUAAUAAUAUACUUGAGAUUACAAAUGCAACUGUUAGCAAUCCAGUGGUCCUGAAGAUUAGAAAUAAUUUUACAUGGCAGAAUCUUGAGUUAACAUUUAAAUAUUCAUUUGUUUGUCAUGUAACUUUGGUUCCAUGACAGGGACUUACUUUAAAAAUGAACAAAUUAUUAGCUUGUUUUUGAUUUCCACUUUUAGAAAUAUUUCCAAUAAAAACCUAAUCCUAAACCAGGCAACUGCAGUUCAGGGGAAGCUUUAAAGAAAUGCAGGUAAUAAAAGUGUGGGGCAUGUGAUGGUUAAAGUCACUUAGUUGAGUUAUACACACACUAGUAUCUGAACUGUAGUGGUAAUUCUGCUGAUGAGUUUUUUUAAUAUAUCAGAUAUUUUAGUUACAUGAUCAUAGUACAUUAAAAGAUGUUAUAAGCUUAAUUCCACUUCCAGAACACAUGACAGCCACAGUCUAGUUCUGUAUUCUGGCCUCCUCAUUGUUGAUCAAAACUGGGGUAAAAGAUAAGAAACUUGAAAGCAGCAGUGAGACCAUGAGCUAAGAAUCCUCAGCUAAUCUAUGGCUCUGUAGAUUUUUUUCCUUCCUUUUAAUGCUAGAUUGCCAUUUGUCCCCAUAUGUAUGUUGCAAGCUUUUUGUUAAUAUGCUUGCAUGCACAGUAUUACAUCAUAGGUUUCCUAAUGACAAAGUAGUGCCUGUACUGUUCCCAGAUUCCACUUAUCUGAGGUAGACCCCCAUGUCUGAGGGGGCGAAGCAAAAAGUGCUUUCCCUUGGGGAAAAGCAAUCUUGCAUCAUUAAGUUACUAGCCAUCAAAAGGGGUAGGAUGCUGCAAGUCAUUUAACUACUGUACUAUGUCGUAUACGGCAUGUGUACUGGGACAGAGAUUUGACCUCUGAUUAGAGAUUUGUAAAGAAUUGUUUCUCAGGAUAAGUUACACUUUACUAUGAAAAGAAGUAGCACUUUAUUGUGAUUGAUAUAUUUUUCAUAAAAAUGUGAAACAUUCUAAUCUUCAACAUGGAAAUAAAAGACUGUAAUGGAUAUUAAUCGGAAUGGAAAUGAAUGCAUUUACUAGUUAUGUACU